Messenger RNA from Penicillium canescens, 1611 nucleotides. Its product is annotated as glycoside hydrolase family 43 protein. The record is from RefSeq and is a predicted model, not a curated record. The coding region runs from base 1 to 1611 and encodes 536 amino acids. Lineage: Eukaryota; Fungi; Ascomycota; Eurotiomycetes; Eurotiales; Aspergillaceae. Gene Ontology annotation, molecular function: hydrolase activity, hydrolyzing O-glycosyl compounds. The transcript has a single exon. Gene Ontology annotation, biological process: carbohydrate metabolic process.
AUGCCCACGCCACGUGCGAUUAACCCCAUCAUACCAGGCUUUGCACCCGAUCCAUCAAUAGUCGGAGUUGCCGGCUGGUACUUUCUCGUCAACUCGACUUUUCACUUGUUCCCAGGCCUGCCCAUCUACGCUUCCAAGGACCUCGUAUCAUGGCGGCAAAUUGGUGGGCGGCUAAACUAUUCCCCCUUACUCCGUACUAAUGAACCGAGGUUAGGACAUGCCAUCAAUAGACGAGAUCAACUCAGCCUCUCCAAGUCGGCAACGAGACUAAGCGCCCCGAGCCCAUCAACAGGAGGCAAAAUCCUGCCAGCCACCGCCGGCCUCUAUGCCCCGACCAUCCGUUAUCAUGCCGGGAAGUUUUACGUUGUCUGCACCAACGCCCUAUACAACAAGAAUACGGGUCAAGUAGGCAAGCAGAACUUUCUCGUGUCGACGACAGACAUUUGGUCUGAUAUCUGGAGUGAUCCCGUAUACUUCGACUUUGUAGGUAUCGAUCCAGAUCUCUUUUUUGACGAUGGCAAGAUAUACAUUACCGGUUCUGCCACUCCGGGUCCCUGGACGCGAAUUAACUGUUUUGAGAUUGACAUUGAAACUGGCAAGCGAUUACUAGACGAAAGAACGAUUUGGACAGGCACUGGAGGUGUUUACCCCGAAGGACCACACAUUUACAAGCGUAAUGGAUGGUAUUACCUUCUUAUUGCUGAAGGUGGCACACACCUGACCCAUAUGAUUACCAUGGCUCGUUCUAGAAGCAUUUGGGGGCCUUAUGAAUCGUGUCCUAAUAACCCAAUCCUAACGGCAAACGGCACCGACGAGUACAUUCAGCAUACCGGCCACGGCGAUCUUUUCGAGGAUAAUGACGGCCAGUGGUGGGCUGUCUGCCUAGCUGUCCGCAAGGACAAGCGGGGAAGAUACGCUAUGAGCAGAGAAACCUUCCUGACGUCCGCCAAAUGGCACGGUGAAUGGCCGUCACUCGAGCCAGUCAAGCUUGUCCCUAGAGCUCUUUCUAAUAGAAAUGAGACUCCGUCACUCUCUGCUGGACCACUUAUCGACUACGUUUAUAUCCGCGAUGUCUCCUUAGGCAAAUAUUCGUUCAAUGAGUCGAACUCGAAUAUCACCCUCACCGCGUCAUCUACCGACCUCUCGGAUCCUGAAGCAUCUCCCACAUUCGUCGGAAAGAGACAAAGAUUGCUAGAAGGACAAAGCAGCGUAACGGUUGCCGGUAUCUCUGACACUUGGUCAUCGGCACGACUAAAGUGCGGUCUAGCUUACUAUAAGGAUGAGCAUAGAUAUAUUCGCAUCUUCUUCGACGCAUCGGAUUCAUCAGUUGCCUUUGAAGAAAAGAACAGUGCUCAGGAAAUUGUUAGGACAAGCUGCCAAGCUCUGGAAAAGACCCCUGAUAGUAUUUCGCUACGGAUGGAGUAUACGGAGCAGGAGUUUCACUUGAUGUAUGCUUUAGAAUCUGGACCUCAUAAAGUUUGGAUUAGACUUGCUCUUGUUGACACUAUGGACAUGACGGAUCCGGAUUUUGUUGGCCCUGUCAUUGGGGUUUUCGCUGUUUCUGAAACAGAAGGAGUCAAGGUUAACUUUGAACAGUUUUCCUGCAGUUAG